GAAAAACUUAACCUAAAAAUCUGAUAUCAUUUGCGAUUUGCCUAACCUUAAGUUUUUAAACUUGGUUAAUAUUAAAUCCUUUACAACAUUUUUAGAAGAUGUUAAUUGUUCAGACUUCAAUAAAUGAGCAAAUUUCCCAAAAAUGUAUUAAACGUGAAGAUGUGAUAAGCUUGUUUACAUACUUGGCACAGUUACCUGUUGAAACCCUUACAGAUAUAGAAUCUAUUUCAAAGUUACUAUAUCAUUUGGAACAACAACUUUUUGAUAUAAAUUUUUAUAAUGAAUUUUCUAACAUAUUACAUAACCUCAGAAAUGACAACUACAUCGUCUUAUCGUUGGAUAAAAAAGAAUCUUUUAAAGUUUUUAUACGGGAAAAGUUUCUAUUUAAGAUACUUUUAUUUAUUUCAUUAAAGUACCGAAAAGACGUAUUUACUCAGUCUACAGCUUCAAUCACUUUUCUUCAAUUUAUUUUGGAAGAAAUUCUUGACACAAUUUCUAUUGUCAGACCUCAAUCUUUACAAUUAGUAAAACUACUAGAAAUGAUUUUGAAAAAAAGGGACGAUAUCUUGACUCCCACUUUAUCAUUGUUGGUUUUAAAAAUGAUGUCAAAAGUGGCGUAUUGUCCCCUGAUUGGUUUCAAACAUAACGCUCAAAAUGUCAGUAGAAUUGUAUUAAGGUCAUUGCCGCAUUAUUGUAAGAAUUAUUUGAGCAAUUUUAACAACCUUCCAAUUAAAGGCAUCGAUUUGAACGAUAUUUUAAAAGAAUUCAAACAAAAAGAGGUCCGUCCUUUUUUCGAUUUCAUUAACAAGCAAAUUUUGAAACUAUUUCGUAAUAACACGGAUAGUCGCGACGGCUCGUUUUAUUACGAAAUGAUAACAAGCUUCUGUUCAUUCGAAGAUUUUCAAACGAAAAUAUGGCCAUUUUAUUGCCCUUAUUUCGAAGAAUUUGAGAAUGGGUAAGUUAACAGUUAACACAUCAAAAAAAAAAAACAACAAAAAACAAAACAACAUCUUCCAGGGAGUUUCACCAAAGUUUAUUAAAAUACUGGAUUCCGAUAACUGUCAAACACUACAAAGAUGAGUUUUACAAUUUUAUAAGAAACAAAGAUACUGAUAUUUAUUUUAAAGCUCAUAUUUUAUUAGAGAUAAAAAAGAGAGGUUUUUAUAAGCCAGAGUUUAACCGAGACAUUUUGAAUUUUUUUACUUGGGAAAAAACAAGUUCAGUUGCGCUUCGAAUUAUUUGCACUUUUAUAUCGAAAAAAAAUUAUCCCGAAGAAAGUGUAAUCGAAAUGGUACAGUUUUACCUCAAUAAUUACUCCUCGUUUGAAUUUCCAGUCGACGUCUUAAAAUCGCUAAAAAUAUUUAUUUCGCAAAUAUUUAUAGUCUCUCAUUUAACUCUUGCCAAAACUGACAAAGAUUUAAACCUACAUUCUGAAUUUUUGAAUUUUAUUUACCAGUUUUGUUUAUCUCGGAUUUCUGAUCCAGAAACUUGCGAAGUUUCAGCACAACUUCUGAAAAUCUUAUGGGACAUUGCGUUCGGUUCGUCUGCCGAUUUAGUAACCUGUUACAGAAUUGAUUUGGAUUGUAUUUACAAAGUUGGAGGCAAUUUAUAUUUUAAAAAAUUACAAAGUAGUGGCUUUUGGGAAGCUAGAUUUAAAAACCCGGAAUUGACCAACAAGUUUGCGUUUCUUCUUGAGCAAAAAUUUUUUUUUUGUCCAAAAUUAAGCAAUGUUAUUAAAGAACGUUAUUUUGAUGUUGUAAAUUGUGACUUCGAUUUAGUAACACUUUUGAUUCAAAUAAAUCAGUUAGUUUAUUUGCAAAGUAGUGAAACAAUUCGAUUAUAUACCGAUUUGGUUAUUUCUUAUCGAAAAUUAAAAAACAAAAAUUCAUUUUCAAGUGAAACAGAAAAGUUAUACUCAAUUUUUAAUGACACGAUGGAAAAAUUUGAUUUUGAAAAAAUGUUUACUUCUGUUCUAAUUUUGGACAUGUUUAUUGUAAUUAAAAGCCAUUAUAAUAUCGAACUGGUGCUUGUAAUUGACAGGAGCUUAUGUUUCGUUGCGAAAAUUUUAAAUAAAAAACUUGAUACUAAUUUGAAUCUCAAAGAAAUGAAAAUUUUGGAAGCUUUCAUCAAUAACAUUAUUGAAUGUUUGAUAACAUCAAAGAAUGACUGGCCGAAAUUUAAUAAGGAGAGUAUUUUUAGUAACCUUUCUAAAAUAAUCAUUGAUAGUAACAUGAAGAAACCUGUAUCGUUAUCAGUUGGCGCUAUUCGUACUUUAGGCUCAACUAUGGAAAAUAGUGCGGACAGAGAAAUUAAAAUAAAAUUGUUAGACCGGACAUUGAAGUCGCUUUAUCAUAAUAAACAAACUGGAAAAAUUAGACGAAAUCCGGAAACGAGACUCGUCAUUCACGCUUUAUGUCUUUCGGAUAAGAAUCUAACUAAGCCGUUCUUGGUCUCAUCUUUAAAUUUUCUACUUGAAGUACUUUCUAAUCCAUUAUCGCCUGAUUUCGUUUUAUCCUCAUCUCUACACAGCCUAGAAAUGUUAGUUUCGGAUAAUUCCAUUCACCAAUUUACACUCCCGUUCAUCUCAGUAAUAAUACAAAACUGUAUCCAAAUUUUUAAUAAAACAAACUGGAUAGUGAGAAACGCCAAUUUACAGUUGCUAAAGUCGUUGAUUGAGCGCUUUUUAGGGGUUUCCCUUGACGAAAAUAUUCGACCAAAGACAAUUCAAGACUUAUUUAUUUUAUUUCCAACCCUUGUCCCCUGCUUUUACAAGAUUUUGUGUCAAAAUGAAUUGAGUGAUAGUGCCGUUAUAACGCUUUUGUUUUUCUCAGAAUCGCAAAUUUUAAAUAACUCGUUUAUUGGGGACGCACUUGAGGAUGAUUUUGACAAGUUUAGACAUUUAUUUGUUAAAAUUAUUCAAAAGUAUUCAAACAAUUUAGGUUUUUUGGCAAUUAAGGCAUUUACUUCGUUGUGCGCUUUUAAAAAUAUUUCGGGCGUUUUUUCAGAGAUCAUUUUUUAUAUUCAAAGAAAGUUUGAAAGGAUGCCAAGAAACGUUUUGGCAAAUUUGAUUAAGCUUCUUCAGGAAUUGUAUCAAAAAUACAAAUUAGUGUUAAUUCAAACCGAUGAAAUUAUUAUUAAAAAAGCCUUAGGCAAUUUAACAACUUACUUAAAACAAUUUGAUUCGUUUUAUUUUAAUUUAUUGUCUUUAAGGUUGCAUACAGUUGACGAAAUAUUGGAAGAAAUCGUGAUAUCUCUUAAUAGUGAAAUUAAUUACGAAAAACGCAUUUGGCUAAAUAAUUAUGUACCGUACAUCAUGCGAAAUAUUAAUCAAAACAGAUUGUCGAUUUUUUUGGAAAGAAUUUCUUGUCAAACACCUGAAUUUUUACAAGUUCGUAUAUUAUCAAUUCUAGUUGACCGAAUUAACGAGAUUAACGUUGCACCAAUAAUGAAAAUUCUAAUUUUAAAAUUGAGCAAAUUAUUGGAUUGUAGUAAAUUCCUAAUUAUGUCUUACGCAAAAACCAUUUUAUUGUGUUCAGAGACAGUUCAUGGUCUGAAUUGUGAUAAUUUAAUUACUAGGAUUAGACAGGAUUUUCAAACUGAGUCUAUUUAUAAAAUGUUUAUUUACGUUUUUGUUUUGUCACAUUGCAGCAGUAGGACCAAUAAGGAUUCGCAAUUUUUAACUAAAUGUGUUAAAAAAUAUGUGGACGCAAUAGGGGAUGAUGAAAUUUUAUUUGAUUUAGCCUCAACUCUUAUAUAUUUGUAUAAAAGUAGUUCAAUCGGUGACAGAUAUAAUGUGAUGAAGAUGGCCUUCCACUUGUUGUUAAAUGAACAAACAGCUUUUGAAAUUUGCAAAUUUAUUUCUUUGUUGACAAAAUUUCACUCAUCUUCUAUCUUAAUUAGUUUUGCUAACUUAUGCGAUUUGUCAAAAUUGUCAACUUGGGUGGGCGAUAAAAAAUUAGCUUUGAAGUUAUUGGCGGAAUUCUAUUGUUACGUUAAUGACUUACCCAAUGAAGAGGCUUCAGAUACCUACUAUUUAAUUGAAAAUGAUUUGUCUCUACCUAAACGAUAUGUUAAGGCGAUCUUACUUAAGUCAUUGUCUGAUUGUAAAUAGUUUAUUAAUAAAAGAUUA
Molecule: messenger RNA, 4129 nt
Organism: Tribolium madens (black flour beetle)
Lineage: Eukaryota; Metazoa; Arthropoda; Insecta; Coleoptera; Tenebrionidae
Exons: 5
Coding region: 1289-4111 (940 amino acids)
Source: RefSeq, a predicted model, not a curated record